AUGUCUCAGACAAACCAUAACACCACGUACGCCUCCAUCUCGCCAUCUCGGCCGGAGCUCUCUACGUCCGGCAAGGUGGUGCUGGUGACGGGAGCUGGCAGUGGCAUCGGGAAAGCCGCAGCUGUGUCAUUUGCUGCUUCAGCCGCAAAUGCUGUCGUCUUGCUUGGUCGCAGCGAAACGAAACUCAAAGCCGCAGCCGACGAGAUUAGUGGCCAAUCCUCAACAAAGGUGCUCAUAUUUGCUGUCGACGUCCUUGAUGCUGUAGCUGUGAAAGAGGCCAUGGCGUCUGUCAAGGCAGCGGUUGGGGCUAUCGAUAUCUUGGUCCAUGCGGCAGCGAUUUUGCCCCCCUUAGGGCCUUUGGCUACAACAAGCGUCGAUGGCAUCUGGGAAGCGUUUGAGAUAAAUGUUAAGGGCACAAUGAUCAUUGCUCAGACAAUGCUAUCAUACUGCAGCGACAAGCCUGUCUUUGUGUCUCUUAAUACAGCCGGUGUCAUUAUGGGACCCCUGCCUAAUAUGGGCGCCUAUGUGAGCAGCAAGCUGCCUUUGGUGAAGCUCAUGGAGUACUUUGCUGCCGAAAAUCCUUCGUUGAGAGUCAUGAACGUUCAUCCAGGCCUCAUCAAGACAGAUGCGGCGGACAUUAUUGAGAAGACGGGGCUGGUGUUCCCAUAUGAUGAUAUCUCUCUUCCAGCCGACUUCAUUGUCUGGGCUGCAAGUGAAGAGGCUGCGUUCCUGAAGGGAAAGUUCAUAUUCGCGAACUGGGAUGUUGACGAGCUCAAGGCAAGGCGAGAGGAACUCCUGAACUCCCCUGAUUUUACAAUGGGUUUACGUGGUUUCCCACCUGCUACAGCAUAA
Phaeoacremonium minimum UCRPA7 is the source of this 852-nucleotide messenger RNA. RefSeq names its product putative nadp(+)-dependent dehydrogenase protein. Gene Ontology annotation, cellular component: cytosol. The transcript is spliced from 3 exons. Gene Ontology annotation, molecular function: oxidoreductase activity. The record is from RefSeq and is a predicted model, not a curated record. Bases 1 to 852 code for a protein of 283 amino acids. NCBI's taxonomy places the organism in Eukaryota, Fungi, Ascomycota, Sordariomycetes, Togniniales, Togniniaceae.